Phytophthora sojae is the source of this 2040-nucleotide messenger RNA. RefSeq lists its product as hypothetical. Gene Ontology annotation, cellular component: cytosol. Gene Ontology annotation, biological process: cytoskeleton organization. The coding region runs from base 1 to 2040 and encodes 679 amino acids. The transcript is spliced from 2 exons. Lineage: Eukaryota; Oomycota; Peronosporomycetes; Peronosporales; Peronosporaceae. The record is from RefSeq and is a predicted model, not a curated record.
AUGGAGAAGGACGAGCUGCUCAAGGGGCUGUCGCUCCACGAGAAGCUGGCGUACUUCUACUGCUCGUACGUGCAUGAGGAGACUGUGGACCCUGAGGUGGACGGCGAUGCUGCGCGCCGCUGGGAGAAGAUCAUGGUGUCUCGCCGCAAGUCGCGCGAGCGCGUGUGCACGCUGCUGAACCAGAUGGAAAACACGUCGGCCGUGAACGUGCGCACGCUGGACAAGAGCUACCGCGCCAAGCGCGAGCUGCUGCUGCUCUCGGAGGGCACGCUGCGCUCGGCGGCGAGCAGCGGCGUGUCCUCGUCCGGGCGCGGCAGCGUCCUGGCGCAGGUGGAGAUCGCUCGGGCGAACAAUGAGCUGCUGCAGGAGUGCGGUGCCCUCUCGGUGUUCACGGAGCGACUGCAGCGCUCCAUCCACGCGUUCCGCGGACUCAACUUCCAGCACUUGGACCUGGACCAGGUGGACGCGCUCAUCACGGACCUGCAGCAAGACAUGGUGCUCGUGUACCUGCUCAUCGUCUUCAAUGCGCACAAGAAGAACGCCGUGUUCGACCGCCAGCUCAUGAUGAUCGGCAUCAUGGGGCCGUCGUACUCACUGGUAUCCAUCCUGGACUGCCUCAGCCAGCUGAACGUGCUGCCUGGCUUCCCAAUCAAGAGGCUGCUGCUGCUCUUUCACGAGUGGUUCUCGGCCGUAAUGGGCGACUUUGACGAGCUAAACGCGCUGAAACGACUGCGUCGCGAGCGGAGCGACAUCGACCCGUCUAUUCUGAAAGACGACGCUGAGGGAGUGCUGCACUGCAAGACGUUCAAGCCGUACUACGAUACGAUUCAGCUCGAUUCGCAGGACCCAUACUAUCUGCAGAAGAAGAAGUUCGCGAAGAAGCGUGAGGCCAUUCACAACAAGUAUCUGCACAAGGCCAACUACGAGCUCAAGUGCCAACAGUCUAGCGAAGCUGACCUAGCGACGGGGCCCUUAGACGCUCUGGAUGACGAGUGGGAAGAACGCGUGGAAACGCUAUACCAGCUUUUCCUUCCCUGCAUGCGCGACUACACUACGUUUCUUGGGAACCUCGUGACGCUAUCUUGCGGCAGCGCGCUCAAUGCGCGCGAUAAGAAGACAUUCUACUCCCGACGACCAUCUGGAGCCGAUCAAUACGGCAUGGCGGACUUCUCUGCUCCUGCAGGCGAGAACAGCAACGACAACUUAUUUUGGAAGUGGAUCCUACGCGAGAAGGCCAUUGUCCUCGAUGUGUCCAACCUGAUCAUUUUGUUGAUCUACAAGCACUUCCGAGCCAGUCAUGCGUGCAAGGCGGAGUACUUUAUGCAGUUUUUCUUGGAGGCCAACGUGCUUGCGACGCUCACCAAAUUCAUGAACAAGGACAUUGGCACGUACCUCCAGGUGUCCCGGCAAGAGUCAGAUGAAGCGAAAACGGGAUUUUACGCGCUUGAGAAGGAGCUGGAGAAGCGCACCAUUCGCUUUGAGGAGGAUAUGAACGAGUACUCCAUCCAGUCUACUCGGACAAUCACCAGCAUAUUGAGGAUUCUGCAAAAGCUGACCAAGAGAAAACCGAACAUUAUCAAGAAUGCUCUAUGCCGAGGACAAACAAUUGUCUGGCUAAAGUGGGUGAAGAAGUAUACGUGCUUUAGCCUGCUCACGGAGGUGUAUCUGCACGUGCGACCGGAGCUUGAUGACGAUUGGUUGCACUACGAAGACGAAGACUUGAACAAGCCGCCGUCGCAGGAUUCUGUGGAGAGGAUCAUUUUUGGCGAGAUGCAAGCGUACCACCAUAAACACUACUUCGACUCUCCAUUCGGAGGUGGCAAGCCGCUUCCCGGAGGAGCUUCGCUAGUCUGCGAAGACCGCAAGGAGCUCAGCUCCGACUUGUUCAUUGCAGAUGGCGGACGCUUGACGAAAAUGUACGGCGGCAUUAAGCUAGACCCCAUCAACUUCUGCAAGCAGUACGAGAAGUGGCUCGACGCGGAGAACCUCACUCAUGAUCCGAAGGCCGAUGCGGCACCACUUCCCAUCUCAUUUCAGUGA